UGGCUUUAAUGGUUCAAUAGGUGGUUGGUGAUAGCCAUCCCCUAGCCAUCCUGUGUUACACUCAGACAGAAACAAGGUGCUAGUCGUGUUGGGGAGCUAGCAGUUUGAUAGAAAGUAGGCUGUAUAUGGAGGUAUAGUUGAGAAGGCCAAAUGAGAGAUGAGUCAUCUUUUCAGCAUGGUUAAUGAUAUCUUUUGAUUAAUGUGAAUUGCUUUCCCAAGUGCCUGUGCGUAUUUAGACACCGCCUGUCCUUACCAGACGGCUACCGUUCACACUGUCUGGUCAGCUCAUUGAUGACUUUCCCCAGCUGCCUGGUUACCAUGUCGUCAGAGCUCAGCUUUAACCUUAAAGUAUGUCUUCCUGCUCCCUGUUUGGGCUUGUGGCACUUGAGCUCAUCACGCAGCCCGUUGCCUGUCCUGCUGCUGCUGGCCAUAUUCUGUCCCUGUUCCGCUGUGCAAAGUCCAGCCGCCGCUCUAGUGCUGAGUAAUUGCUCAUUCACUGGGGGUCCUGCCUCUUGACUCUCUGACACGCUGGAGUUUUGAUGAACAUCAUGGAGACUUUUGAGGCACUAUAAUAUGGUCCCUUUGGUAGGCUAGGUUUCUCGUGCCCUGGGAGGACAGGGUCUGUGACUGAUUUGUAUUUUGGCCAGAAACUCACCUGCAGUUGACACCCUCCCUGUGACAGCCUUCCAGAGGAUAUGAAGAUUGCAUGAGUUUGUUGUUUUCCCCCCAUAUUGGUCAUUGUUGGACAGUGGGUUGCCAUUUUAGUGGCAGAGUUCAGUGCUAGAUUUCAGUUUAUACACACAAAGGAAGCUAGCAGUAGUAGUCUGAUGGUAUACAUUUGGGUGAGUAAGUUUGCCAGAACCCUUAAAAAUUUAAACUCUGUUCCAUUCACAGGGAUUUAAUAAACUCAGGCGGUCAGCUCUUCAGACCCCCCAGCACAGUGUCUUUGCCCCAGUGUGCAUGGUGAUUACUUGUUGACUUGUGUCGUCUCCCAACCCCCUCAACACUGGGCUUUGAGCUCUUUGAAACUAGAGAUGGUGUAUAUUUUUUUGCACCACUGGGUCCCCAUCAUCUAGCAGGGUCCUCAUCUCAUAAAGGAUGCUCAAACCUGAACGUGUUCCCUGUUUGGCAAGGCUUUUCUUUCAGUGGUUAUAGUUGUAUUAAAAAUAGCUUAUGUAUUGUAGGUAAAAGAAAUAGUACAUUUGGAUUCUGGUCCUAGCCCGGCCAUUAAUAGAAACUUUGCUUUGAUGCUGGCUUGAGUAGCCCUGGAUCAUUCCACUCUGGGCAUCUCAUUAUUCAUCUGGAAUAUUUCUUAGCUUGAAAGGCAUGUCAAAACAUAGUCGUUAAAUAUUUCCUACUGUCGUUGCAUUUUGAUAUCUGUAUAUCACUAGAUCAUGAACUUUUGGUACGCCUGUGCUUAUUUAUCAAACACGUCUCUGUUGACUUUUCUUUUUCCCACCUUUCAACAUAACUUUCUUGGAUCUCUCUUCUUGAGGAGUAUUUUAAAGCUUCAUCCCUGGCACUCGGCAGAGAAUGUAGCCCACGGGCAGCUCUGCCCUUUGCUGGAGGCUUAAUUAAAUCAGCCUCCCUUAGGUCAGCCUUUGGUUUUGGUUCUUUCUUUCGAAGGCCAGCUGCAAGGCUGAUGACAUGCCUGCGCCUGCCGUUGUAAGCCUCUGCACAGCCAUCCGUCACUGUCAGCGGGUCGGGAGCCUCUCUGCUGUGUCCUCCCCGCCGCUGGGGAACAAGGGCGAAGGGGGAUGGCUAAGGAGCAUUGAGAGGGAGGGGAGAAAAGAGAACAGCUUUUCAGUAGAAAGAAUUGAGGAGAAAAAAGAAUCUGAGGAAUAAUAAUCGGAAACCAGGAAACAGAAGUGAAGAGCAGAAGACUGUGACAGUGUAUCAUGCGUGCCACUAAUUCCAGGGGACACUCCCCUGCUUUCCUGCAACCUCAGAAUGGAAACAGCCAUCGCUCGUCUGGCUAUGUUCCGGGGAAGGUUGUCCCACUGCGUCCCCCUCCUCCUCCAAAGAGCCAAGCUUCAGCCAAAUUGACCUCCAUCAGACAAGAACCCCGGGCCACCUUUGCAUUCUCACCUGAAGAACGGCAAGCCCAGAGAGAGAGCCGAAAGCAGAAGAGGCACAAAAAUACUUUCAUUUGCUUUGCUAUUACUAGCUUCUCAUUUUUUGUUGCACUGGCAAUCAUUUUAGGAAUAUCCUCAAAAUAUGCUCCAGAUGAGAAUUGCCCAGAUCAAAACCCCCGUCUCAGGAACUGGGAUCCAGGACAAGAUUCUGCAAAGCAAGUUGUUAUCAAGGAGGGUGAUAUGUUCCGUCUGACCUCAGAUGCCACAGUAAAUUCUGUAGUCAUUCAGGAUGGAGGACUGCUUGUAUUUGGGGACAAUAAAGAGGGAUCCAGAAAUAUUACUUUGAGGACUCGUUACAUCCUGAUCAAGGAUGGUGGGGCGCUUCACAUUGGAGCAGAAAAAUGCCGCUAUAAAUCCAAAGCGACAAUUGCCUUGUAUGGCAAGUCAGAUGAAGGUGAAAGUACGCCAACAUUUGGCAAAAAAUUUAUUGGUGUGGAAGCUGGCGGCACACUGGAGAUCCAUGGGGCACAGAAGGCAUCGUGGACGUUGUUGACGAGAACUCUGCAUUCCUCAGGCUUGACCUUUGGGUCUUAUGCCUUUGAAAAGGACUUUUCCAGGGGCCUCAAUGUGAGGGUCAUUGACCAAGACAUGGCCACAGUUUUGGAAAGUGCGAGAUUUGAUACCCACGAAUACCACAACGAGAGUAGGCGACUUCAGGAAUUUCUGCGAGUCCAGGAUCCGGGACGGAUUGUCGCUAUAGCUGUCGGAGAUUCAGCUGCCAAAAGCCUCUUACCAGGAACCAUACAAAUGAUCCAGGACCGGUUGGGAAGUAAGCUGAUCCAAGGACUGGGCUACAGGCAAGCUUGGGCUUUGGUUGGUGUCAUUGAUGGUGGAAGUACUUCUUGCAAUGAAUCUGUGAGAAACUAUGAAAAUCAUAGCAGUGGAGGGAAGGCUCUUGCCCAAAGAGAAUUUUAUACUGUGGAUGGUCAGAAGUUCGCUGUGACAGCUUAUAGUGAAUGGAUUGAAGGCGUUUCUCUUUCAGGUUUCCGGGUAGAGGUCGUGGAUGGAGUGAAGCUUCAUCUGCUGGAUGAUGUUCGUAGCUGGAAACCUGGAGACCAGAUUGUGGUCGCAAGCACAGACUACUCUAUGUACCAAGCGGAGGAGUUCACUCUUCUCCCCUGUCCUGAGUGCAGCCCUUUCCAGGUCAAAGUCAAAGAAACCCCUCAGUUCCUGCACAUGGGUGAGAUCAUAGAUGGUGUAGACAUGAGAGCUGAGGUUGGAAUUCUCACCCGGAAUGUUGUGAUCCGAGGAGAAAUGGAAGACUCAUGCUACGCUGAAAACCAGUGCCAAUUCUUUGAUUAUGAUACCUUUGGGGGACAUGUCAUGAUAAAGAAAAAUUUUACUUCAGUCCAUCUUUCUUACGUGGAAUUGAAACACAUGGGUCAGCAGCAUAUGGGGCGGUAUCCUGUUCAUUUUCACCUGUGUGGGGACGUGGAUUAUAAAGGAGGGUACAGAUAUGGGACAUUUGUGGACGGCCUGUCUAUUCAUCACAGCUUCUCCAGGUGCAUCACUGUGCAUGGGACCAAUGGCUUGCUGAUAAAAGACACCAUUGGAUUUGACACACUGGGUCAUUGUUUCUUUUUGGAAGAUGGUGUUGAACAGAGAAAUACUUUGUUCCACAAUCUGGGACUCCUCACCAAGCCGGGCACCCUCCUCCCCACUGACAGGAAUAACUCCAUGUGCACCACCAUGCGAGAAAAAGUGUUUGGAAAUUACAUCCCUGUACCUGCCACUGACUGUAUGGCUGUUUCAACUUUCUGGAUUGCUCAUCCCUACAAUAAUCUGAUUAAUAAUGCAGCUGCAGGCUCACAGGAUGCUGGAAUAUGGUAUUUAUUCCACAAGGAACCUACUGGGGAAUCCAGUGGAUUGCAGCUCUUAGCAAAACCAGAACUCACUCCAUUGGGUAUAUUUUAUAACAACAGAGUCCAUUCAAGUUUUAAGGCUGGCUUGUUUAUUGACAAAGGUGUCAAAACAACCAACGCUAGUGCUGCUGACCCAAGGGAAUACCUGUGUUUGGAUAACAGUGCAAGGUUUCGACCUCAUCAGGAUGCUGACCCUGAAAAGCCACGUGUUGCUGCUUUAAUUGACAGGCUCGUUGCUUUUAAAAAUAAUGACAACGGAGCCUGGGUCAGAGGGGGAGACAUUGUCGUUCAGAACUCAGCAUUUGCAGAUAAUGGAAUAGGGCUGACCUUUGCUAGUGAUGGAAGCUUCCCAAGUGAUGAAGGUUCCAGCCAGGAGGUUUCUGAAUCUCUCUUUGUUGGGGAGAGCAGGAAUUAUGGCUUUCAAGGUGGUCAGAACAAGUAUGUAGGCACUGGAGGAAUAGACCAGAAGCCUCGGACACUACCCAGGAACCGGACAUUCCCAAUUAGAGGCUUUCAGAUUUACGAUGGGCCCAUUCAUCUCACCAGGUGCACUUUCAAAAAAUAUGUGCCGACUCCAGAUAGGUAUACCAGCGCUAUUGGCUUCCUCAUGAAGAACUCCUGGCAGAUAACCCCCAGGAAUAACAUCUCUCUCGUGAAGUUUGGUCCACAUGUCUCUCUGAAUGUCUUCUUUGGAAAGCCUGGCCCCUGGUUUGAAGAUUGUGAGCUGGAUGGUGAUAAGAACUCCAUAUUCCACGAUGUUGAUGGUUCAGUGACAGGAUACAAGGACGCUUAUGUGGGAAGAAUUGACAACUACCUGAUCCGCCAUCCAAGCUGUGUAAACGUGACCAAAUGGAACGCAGUGAUCUGCAGUGGGAACUAUGCCCAGGUCUACGUGCAGACGUGGAGCACUCAGAAUCUGACUAUGACCAUCGCACGAGAUGAGUAUCCAUCCAACCCCAUGGUGCUCCGGGGCAUUAACCAGAAGGCUGCCUUUCCUCAGUACCAGCCUGUGAUCAUGCUGGAGAAGGGCUACACCAUCCACUGGAAUGGCCCGGCACCAAGGACUGCUUUUCUAUACCUCAUAAACUUCAACAAGAACGACUGGAUUCGAGUUGGCCUCUGCUAUCCAUCCAACACAAGUUUUCAGGUUACCUUUGGCUUUUUACAGCGGCAUAAUGGCUCAUUAUCCAAAAUGGAAGAAUAUGAGCCUGUGCAUUCACUGGAAGAAUUGCAGAGGAAGCAGUCUGAGAGGAAAUUCUAUUUUGACUCCAGCACGGGGUUGCUAUUUUUGUAUCUCAAAGCCAAAAGCCACAGGGAUGGCCACAGUUACUGUUCAUCUCAGGGAUGCGAACGAGUCAAGAUCCAGGCAGCAACAGACUCAAAAGACAUCAGUAACUGCAUGGUCAAGGCGUAUCCCCAGUAUUACAGGAAGCCAUCAGCACUCAAGCGGAUGCCAUCCACGCUCAAGGGACUCUGUCAAGGCUGUGGGACCCGUCAGGUGGUGUUCACUAGUGAUCCUCAUAAGAGCUACCUCCCCGUGCAGUUCCAGUCACCCAGCAAAGCAGAGACUCAGCGCGGAGACCCGUCUGUUAUCUCUGUCAACGGCACCGACUUUACCUUCCGCAGUGCGGGGGUCCUUCUCCUCAUCGUGGAUGCUUGCAGUGUCCCCUUCCGGUUGACGGAGAAGAAAUUUUUCUCUCUUGCCGAUGUCAGUCGUGUGGAAGAGUAUUUAAAAGCAGGCAUCCCUCUAAGGUCAAUUGUUCUGUUGAGCACAAGAGGAGAAAUAAAACAGUUAAAUAUCUCACAUUCGUUAGUACCUCUGGGAUUAGCCAAACCAGCUCAUCUUUAUAACAAAGGGAGUACCGUUUUUUUGGGAUUCAGCGGAAACUUUAAACCAUCAUGGACUCAGCUAUUUAGCAGCCCUGCUGGACAGGGCCUCGGGCUGCUUGAACAAUUCAUACCUUUGCAGCUGGACGAAUAUGGUUGUCACAGAGCCGGCGCUGUCCACAGAAAAGACCUGGAGCUCUUAAAGCAACUUCAAAAGCACAUUAGAGACUAACUGUAACUUAAGUGCUAGGGGAAAAAAAAUGUGAACUAACUUAUUUAAUUUAUGGCAUUUUAAAAUGACACUGUUAACCCAAUGGAACCAUUUUCCUGUUUGAUACAGAAAGGGGAGAAAAGAAAGCGUUUAAAGGAAUUGCUGGAAUACUGGCUCACGCACCUUCUAGUUGUACAAAAUGUUAGAGAAUUUAUUUGUAUUUGUUAGGCUGGUAUCUUCAGAGAGCAGUUCUCUUCUUCCUCGCCUUCCACCCCGGUGUUUUCUCCUGACCACAGGCAGUGCUUCACCUUUUGUAUAAUGGGAGGUCGUGCAGUGGGGUGGGGGUUCUGAGAGUCAGCCUGAGUCCUGGGGAGGACCAGCUCUUGUAGCACCUUGGAUACUUGAAGUCUAAUGCUCAGUGUGUCGUUGACUUUGGUCAGCAGUUGACUUGGGUGGCUGGCGUGCUCAGUGAUGCCUUGGGCCCUGGUUCCGGGCAGCCUUUGAGAAUUUUAUAGGCUAGUGAAUGAUAGCGUUUUAAGUGGCAACUCAGGCUCAGCUCAUGCCCUUUUUGCCUGGACAUGUGCUAUUUUUAUUCAUUUGUAUAUUGCUUCCUUCUAAGAGUUCCACUUUCAAACAGGAAGCAUAUUGGGACAAAAGGGCUUUUAGGGGUUAGACAUCCCUUUAAUCUGUGACCAUUGGGCAAAAAUUGGACCUCCACCAAGGUCUGAGGUUGUUGGGACCAUUUUUGCAGCUUUAAUCCUUAGCCUGUUUCGACUGUAUAUUUGUGUUUAAAACACAGAGCUGAGCUGAAUAUUUACAUUAUUUUUAAAAGAAGCAGGCCGUUUUCCUGAACUGUAAACUUGGGUCAUUUCAACUUGCACAAAGGAAGUCUGUUCUUGGGGUGGCUCCUGCACCCGGGUUUUGUGUUGUUGUUUUUGUGUGUGGAUUUUUUUUUUUAAGCGUUUCUGCUCAGCAUCCUGCCAGGAAAAUUGCGGAAAGCUUAAAUAAUACCCGAAAAUAUUGUACUCAGGGGGAGAAAAAAGGGAGAGCCUUUUAAGGGCCAGAAUCAUGGAGUGAAUAUUCAGAAACAAAACUCUUUAUAGCCUUAGAGGUGUCGGUCACUUAAUUAAUUAAAUUGUUAGAGCCAAUUAAAAAAAGGUGCCAUGACGCCCUAUUUCCCUUCCCACUGGGAGCAUGCAUCUCCUGCCAGUGAGGAUUGCAUGUGGCAGAAAGAGACUGGAUCCACAGCCUGGGAUGUCACCACAUCAAGAGGAAAGAAGCAUCAAGAUGCCUUUACCUUUUCCUAAACCCACAAUGCAUCAAGUGUGUGGAGGGACGGCCACGGCAAGAUGGUAGGAAGUGUGUUCAUGCUGACUUGGGCAGUGAGUACAGACAAAUUCACUUUCCUCUCCUAGGAGCAAUGGCUGAUGACCUGUCCCCCGUGUCCAGGAGAAACUGCAGAGCAGCUCUGUGACUUCUGUUACUUUACAAAAUAUGCUACCUCAAAGUACUACCAAUAAACCUUUCUAACUGUAAGUGCUCUUGCUGAGGGCACACCUCUUAAUCAAAGUUUAGGGUUUGGGGGUUUUUUUUGUAUAUUGAUGAAUGAGAUCUUACCUAUUAAAUAUAUUAUUGGAUCAUGGUUCCUGAAGGUGAUUAAAGUUUGUGUGUUUUUUAUGACUUAAAUAUCUUUUAUGUGUGUUUUUUAGAGUUUGGCUCUUUAAAGAUUUGGAGAGGAUAUGUAAGUUCCAAGGCACCCAGUUUUUCUGAUUUGCAUGCUAAUAGUCAGGGCCCAAGUUAAAUAAAUAAAAAUAUGUGUGCAUGUAUUUUUUAUA
Molecule: messenger RNA, 7870 nt
Organism: Diceros bicornis minor
Lineage: Eukaryota; Metazoa; Chordata; Mammalia; Perissodactyla; Rhinocerotidae
Gene: CEMIP2
Product: cell migration inducing hyaluronidase 2
Exons: 24
Coding region: 1899-6056 (1385 amino acids)
Source: RefSeq, a predicted model, not a curated record